AUGUUUAACGAUGGUGUCCAUGCUGGCGGGACCGCCCUUCGAGAGGAUUACGGUUAUGAUCGGUCCGUGCAGCAGAUGUUGCUGCUGGCGAAUCGCCUGAAUGUAAGUGGUGGUCUGCAAGCGGAUCCCACCAGCGACCGCGUUGGGCUGAUGGAUGACCCCACGGCCAGUGUGCGGUUGCUAAACUCGUACAACACCUACGGACAGCUGCCGGGGUUGACGACGGCCUCGAGUGUGCUGGCUGGCAACGGUUCCACCCUUUACCAUCAGACCACACUGCAGCAGCCCCCGCUACCGGACGCAUCGCUGGUGCCGCUGUCCGAGGAGGUCCAACUGUUUCAAUACUACUUCGAGGUGAUUAACACGAUCAACUUCUACUACGUCCCGGCGCUCGUGCUGUUCGGCAGCAUCGGCAACAUCCUCUCGGUGCUGGUGUUCUUCAAGACCAAGCUGCGGAAGCUAUCGUCGUCCUACUAUCUGGCCGCCCUCGGUCUCAGCGACACCUACUACCUGGUCUGCCAGUUCGUGGCGUGGCUGUCGAUGAUCGACAUUAAGAUCUACAUGCAGGAGCUAUACUGCCGCUUCUUCACCUUCUCCAGCACGCUCAGCUGCUUCCUGUCCGUCUGGUUCGUGGUGGCCUUCACGGUGGAGCGCUUCAUCGCCGUCAUGUACCCGCUCCGGCGCCAAACGAUGUGCACGGUGCGGCGGGCCAAGAUCGUCAUCCUCUCCCUCACCGUGGCCGGCAUUUUCGUCAGCUUGCCGAUUUUUUUCUUCGCCGCACCGCAAUUCUCCACCGCCUUGAACGAAACGCUCUGCGAUAUCGUGCAGGAGUACAAAGAACCGGCGGCGGUGUUCAACUUUUUGGACUUUAUCUUGGUGUUUGUAGUUCCGUUUACCAUAAUCGUUGUGCUGAACACAAUCACCGCGCUGACCGUGUGGAAGUUUGCCAGCAUAAGACGCACGAUGACCAUCCCACGGAGUUACGGUGCGAACGUGCGUGAGUCCCGACGACAGCUGAACAUAUCCAACAGCCAACACUUUGCCAAUGGGAACGUACCCGUCCAGCAGAUACAGUUCUUGAGCCGCAGCCGGGUGGCGAACUCACAAAUAAAGGUUACGAAAAUGCUGCUUAUCGUGUCGACGGUGUUUGUCUGCCUCAAUCUGCCCAGCUACAUCAUGCGAGUGAAAAUAUAUCUGGAGACAGAAUAUGCAAGUACAUACAUCUACCUGGUGCAGAGUUGCUUUCAGCUGCUUUUCAUGACCAAUUUCGGUAUCAAUUUUAUCUUGUACUGCGUCAGUGGGCAAAACUUCCGGAAGGCGAUUUUUGGCAUGUUUCAAAAGCGUAGUCAACGGCAGAUAAAUCUCGACCACACCUCUGGAACGCAGGUUACGGAGUUCGUCCUGCGCGCCAACGGUUCCAAGAUGCGGCGAAAUACGACCGUUGCGGAUACCGCCGACGCGACAACGUGGCGAGAGCUGGGCGAUUUUGAAAUAACUAACUUUAUCAAAUAGCUAAGUGAUGUGGAUGACCACAAUGAUCGAAGUGUGACAUCAACCGAGUUUAUACGCCAAUUGUUUAAAGUUAUGUACUCAGAAUGAAAUCAAAUUUCAUGUGAAAAGUGUUAUCUGAU
Molecule: messenger RNA, 1631 nt
Organism: Anopheles coustani
Lineage: Eukaryota; Metazoa; Arthropoda; Insecta; Diptera; Culicidae
Product: growth hormone secretagogue receptor type 1-like
Exons: 7
Coding region: 1-1512 (503 amino acids)
Biological process (GO): G protein-coupled receptor signaling pathway
Cellular component (GO): plasma membrane
Molecular function (GO): G protein-coupled receptor activity
Source: RefSeq, a predicted model, not a curated record